AUGGGAAAAGCUCGCCCUGGACCACCCGAUGACUCGAACGUGGGGAAAAGACGCCGUCAGCAAUCCGCUGAAAACUCCGAGGGGGACGAAGAUACGCUGCUUAAGCAAAACCCGUUCGCUUCACUGGUAACAAACCCACAGGAUCAAUCGAAUUGUUCAACAGUCAACCUAUCGGAUGGUUCCGGUAGGAAAAAACAGCCGCCACUAGUAGUGAAAAAUGUGAAUUUCUCAACUCUAUCUACUGGAAUCGCCGAGUGUGGAGUAAAUCCAGUAUACAAACUCACGCGGUUUGGAAUAAAAGUGCUUUGUAAUUCAUCGCAAGAAUUCAACCAGGUGCAAGAUCACCUAAAAAUGUGCAGUUACGAGUAUUAUACACAUGACAAACCAGGAGAAAGACCCUACCGGGUCAUCAUUCGCGGUCUACCAUUAGCAGAACCAGGAAUUUUGCAGUCACAGCUUGAAAGUGAAUAUGGGCUCGAGGCUCAAGCUGUCCAUGUUAUAAGGAGAAAAGAGGAAUCCGAACCCUUUUACCUAGUGCACUUCCUGAAGGGGUCUACCACAUUGAAGAAAUUGCGUGAAAUAAAACACAUUGGAAGCAUAAUUGUUCAAUGGCAAGCUUAUCGCAACAAUCGUGCAGACGUAACCCAAUGCUUGAACUGCUUGCAUCACGGCCACGGCACACGGAACUGCCAUUUGAAAAGCAGAUGUAAUCACUGCGGCGACGCACACACUUCAGAUCAGUGUCCGAAGAAAUCAGAGUCAACCAAACACUGUGCCAACUGUGACGGUGCCCAUUCAGCUACAGACCCAAGCGUGCAGAAUACAUACGGAUUAGACAGCAAGCGACAAAAUCAAAUCAACCGGGGCGGAAGUCCCCCAAUAAAAGGCCAGCAGCACCAGCUCUAG
Wyeomyia smithii (pitcher-plant mosquito) is the source of this 906-nucleotide messenger RNA. RefSeq lists its product as uncharacterized. The coding region runs from base 1 to 906 and encodes 301 amino acids. The record is from RefSeq and is a predicted model, not a curated record. The transcript has a single exon. NCBI's taxonomy places the organism in Eukaryota, Metazoa, Arthropoda, Insecta, Diptera, Culicidae.